AGCUCCGAGCAGGGCGUGGGCAGAGUGGGCAGCAGCCAGCCAAGCCAAGCACCAGCAGCACGCAUCGCCGUCCUGCACCCACCACCGUCGCACUGCACGGCACCCUCCCCCUCCACCACCCGCCCGUCCACACGCAGCCAUGUCCGGCGCCGGGGCCCGCGAAGCCGUCUUCCCCACGCGCCAGUCGCUGGGGCUGAUGAAGACGAAGCUCAAGGCCGCGCAGCAGGGCCACGACCUGCUGAAGCGCAAGAGCGAGGCGCUGACCAAGCGAUUCCGCGAAAUCACCCGCCGCAUCGACGAGGCCAAGCGCAAGAUGGGCCGCGUCAUGCAGGUCGCCGCCUUCUCGCUCGCCGAGGUCUCGUACGCCGUCGGCGGCGACAUUGGCUACCAGAUCCAGGAGUCGGCCAAGCAGGCCCGCUUCCGCGUGCGCACCAAGCAGGAGAACGUGUCCGGCGUGUUCCUGCCGCAGUUCGAGAGCUACACCGUCGAGGCCAACAACGACUUCGCCCUGACCGGCCUGGGCAAGGGCGGCCAGCAGAUCCAGCGCUGCCGCGAGACGUAUGCGCGCGCCGUCGAGACCCUGGUCGAGCUGGCCAGUCUGCAGACCGCCUUUGUCAUCCUGGACGAGGUCAUCAAGGUCGUCAACCGCCGUGUCAACGCCAUUGAGCACGUCAUCAUCCCCCGCACUGAGAACACUAUCAAGUACAUCAACUCGGAGCUCGACGAGCUGGACCGCGAGGAGUUUUACCGUCUGAAGAAGGUGUCCGCGAAGAAGAAGGGCGACGCGGCCGCCGAGGAGGCUGUAAGACAAGAGAAGAAGGCCGCAGAUGCCGCCAAGGCAGAGAGCGAGCCUGAGAAGGCGGCCGAGGAGGUCCCUGAGACCAAGGACGUGCUGGGCGACGAAGAUGGCCAGGACGUCAUCUUCUAGAGGAGUCUCAAUUACUGCACAUACACAUAGAACAAGUUAUACAGCGCAUUCUGACG
This is a messenger RNA of Boeremia exigua, 984 nucleotides long. RefSeq names its product ATP synthase subunit D-domain-containing protein. The coding region runs from base 140 to 928 and encodes 262 amino acids. Gene Ontology annotation, biological process: vacuolar acidification. NCBI's taxonomy places the organism in Eukaryota, Fungi, Ascomycota, Dothideomycetes, Pleosporales, Didymellaceae. The record is from RefSeq and is a predicted model, not a curated record. The transcript has 5 exons. Gene Ontology annotation, cellular component: vacuolar proton-transporting V-type ATPase complex; fungal-type vacuole membrane. Gene Ontology annotation, molecular function: proton-transporting ATPase activity, rotational mechanism.